AUGCCCCAUAGCUCUUAUGUAUUGUGUUUAAAAUAUUCGACAGGCAAAUUAUUCACAAAAAAGCAUGAAUGGAUAUCUAUAACCAAUAAUAUAGGAACAGUUGGAAUUUCAAAUUAUGCGCAGGAAGCUCUCGGAGAGGUAGUGUACUGUCAGCUGCCCGCAGUUGGCACCGAACUAGUCGCGGGGCAGGAGUGUGCGGCACUAGAAAGCGUCAAGGCAGCCAGUGAAGUGUACGCUCCUGUUUCUGGCACGGUGACAGAAAUAAACAAAGAGGUGGAAUCCAGCCCAGGACUGAUUAACAAAUCAUGCUACGGCGAGGGAUGGCUCUUCCGGGUGCGGCUGUCGCAGACCAGCAACUUUGACAAUUUGAUGACACACGCAGCGUAUGAAGACUUGCUGCGUAACCAUGAAGAACACUAAUGGUCCUCUACACGAUGGCCCAUCAUAUUGGCCCACUGGACAUAGGACCAGUUGCGACCACCACAAUCGACUAACUGUGAUCAGCAGCAAUUGCCGUGAAGUAUGAAGUAUCCCAUACAAUUUAGCGAACGUUUUAACAGUGACAAUAAGGGUCA
Molecule: messenger RNA, 575 nt
Organism: Cydia fagiglandana
Lineage: Eukaryota; Metazoa; Arthropoda; Insecta; Lepidoptera; Tortricidae
Product: glycine cleavage system H protein, mitochondrial-like
Exons: 5
Coding region: 1-420 (139 amino acids)
Biological process (GO): protein lipoylation; glycine decarboxylation via glycine cleavage system
Cellular component (GO): glycine cleavage complex; mitochondrion; cytoplasm
Source: RefSeq, a predicted model, not a curated record